AAGGGGGCGGGGCCAGGGGGACGUUGCGACUUUCGCCCUGCUGGCUCCAUUUUGAUGCGUCUGUGAAGCGGCUCCGGCUCGGCGGCCCCUGGGAGGCGUCCGGGGCUGGGAGGCAAGGCGAUGGUGCCGCUCGGGCUGCUGCGCUGACUCCGGGCGGGGAAGGACGGGGGAAGAUCGGGGCUUGGAGAAGAGGGAGGAGCGGGCGGAGGAGGCUGAUGCGGGAAAGGACGAGGCGGCCCUGCAGCUGUCGUUGUCCAAGGGUCCGGCCGCCUCCCGCCGCUCCAGCCCCCGACCUUCCUCCUCCUCCUCGUCCCUGCCGUGGAUCAGGAAAUAAAAUAAUAAGUGACGCUCCUGAGGAGAGAUGAAGGAUACUGGAGGUGAAGAACAGAUGAGCAGUUGGCUCUUCAAGCAGCUGAAACUCCAUUUGGAGCAAGAAUGGAAAUACCAACCUCGGGAAAAGGGGCUGAGCCUGAUUGAGUGCGCUGCUGAGAAUGAAAACACCUUAUGUCCAAGACUGAGGAAUGCAAAGGUGGAAGACCUUUGGAGUCUGACCAACUUCUUUGGGUUUGCCACAGAAACGUUUGUUCUGACUGUGAACAUUCUAGACAGAUUUUUGGCACUUAUGAAGGUGAAACCCAAGCAUUUGUCCUGCAUCGGAGUCUGUUGUUUCCAGCUGGCUGCUCGAGUGGUUGAAGAGGAAUGCAACAUUCCAUCCUUCCACGAUGUCAUCCGGAUUAGCCAAUGCAAAUGCACUGUGUCCGACUUGAAGCGGAUGGAAAAAAUAAUCUCGGAAAAACUGCACUUUGACUUCAAAGCUACUACUGCCUUAACCUUUUUGCACUUGUACCAUACUAUUGUACUCUGUCAUACCUCAGAAAGGAAAGAAUUACUGAAUCUUGACAAACUGGAAGCACAACUCAAAGCUUGUAACUGCCGGCUGGUCUUUUCGAAGGCAAAACCAUCCAUCUUGGCCUUGUGCCUUCUCUCUCUGGAAGUGCAGACUCUGAAAUCCAUUGAACUGUUUGAGAUUGUUCUCUAUGUUCAGAAGCAUUCAAAGAUAAGUGACAGUGACUUACUCUACUGGAGGGACCUGGUCUCGAAAUGCUUGUUGGAUUACUCUUCUCCUGCUUGCUGCAAACCAGACCAUAAAAAGCUAGUUUGGAUUGUUUCAAGACGUACCGCCCAAAACCUUCAAAACAGUUAUUAUAGUGUUCCUGAGUUGCCUACAAUCCCAGAAGCUGGAUGCUUCGAUGAAAGUGAGAGUGAGGACUCUUGUGAAGACAUGAGCUGUGGGGAAGAAAGUCUUAGCAGUUCUCCACCGAGUGACCUAGAAGGCACCUUCUUCUUUGACUUCAAACCAAAAUCAAAGUGGCAGGUUCUCUCCUUUGACACAGUGCGCUAGAUUGAACUGUUACUAUAUUAUAGUACUUUAGGCAAUAAGUAGCUAGGUACUCUCAGUAUGUUGACAAGUUCUCUUGAGCACUCAAAACAUGCUCUCCCCUCUUUCUGUAAGUGUGAUGAUUGUCAUAUGUACUAAGGUGGAUCCAAUUGACCACUUAGACCCUUAUUUGAGAAGCAUUAAGUGCACACAACUUGUUAGUGGGCUACAAGAUAACGGUUAAACUAUAUAUGUGCUUGAAUGCUCUUCUGAAUUGGAGCCUUGGGGACAUAAAAUCUUAAUAGAGAGAUAAUUUUGAGGAUAGGCUAAAUUGUAAAGUAGUGUGUGGUUAUUUCUUUGGGGACUGAAGUACUUUAACAUAACUUUAGUUGUGCAUUCUUUUAAAGAAAGGAGUUAAACAAACCUUUGUUCAAUUUCAGGAAGCUUAUUUAAAUCAGGCAAAUGCUUAGAUUAUUUAGGGAGGACAAUGCUCCUUUUUAAAAAAUGCAAACCAGGGGACAACCUGAUUAAAUGUGCCAGGAGUAUAUUAGUGUUAAAAUAUGUGAAGGCUAGCUAGAUCUUCAUAUUAGGAACUGAAGUGUAUUUGGAAAACCUUAGUAUUAAUGUGUUAAAUUAGAAAUUUUGGCAUUCAGUGUAAAGUCUACAUACCCUUUAACUAUUAACUUCCAUAGUUUAUUCCAGUAUUCUUACAUUCUCAUAAUAAGUAAAUCCAUAAUCAUAAUGCAUAUGCAUGCUUAAGUGAAAGCUGUUAGCGGAAAAACAAAUGAUUACGCAGAAGUGUUGGUAAAUGUGAAGCUGAUAAGGUAGUUGUAAUGACACUUAAUUGCUUGUCAUUUUUUCCCUAAAGCACAGACUUCAUGGUUGCAUUACUGAAUAUUUUGAAAUAUAUGCAAAGUGAGCAGAAGAAGAAACAUUACUCCAUACUAUAAUGAUGUAAUAGCAAUGCCAUGGUAGAAAUGAAGGGGAACAGAAGUUAGGGUAGUGGCAUAUGGCCAUCUGUUUUAGACUGAAGUGCAGAAGUGAAUGGUGAUGUGUGGUGUGCUCUGAUUUUUAUAAAGAAAAAAAGUUUACAAAAAUGUGUAAAAAUGUAAAUUAAAACCUGUAUAAAAAUUUAAAAACAGAAUAAGCUGAAAAAUAUUGUAUUUUUACAGUGUGUAUGUAACUUUCUAUACGUAUUUUGCAUGUAGAUAUUAAUUUAUUGUAUCGUGUAUAUGAUAUAAAUACUGUAUAUUGAAGGCUGGCUUUUUUGGUACUGCAAGCCUUAGUGUCAAAAGUUUUCUGAAAGCUAUUUUCUCUCAAAGAUACUUGGAUGAUCUCUUUGCUUCAUUCAGUUCAAUAAAACCAAAUGUGUUUCCUA
Molecule: messenger RNA, 2756 nt
Organism: Hemicordylus capensis (graceful crag lizard)
Lineage: Eukaryota; Metazoa; Chordata; Lepidosauria; Squamata; Cordylidae
Gene: CCNG2
Product: cyclin G2
Exons: 8
Coding region: 362-1402 (346 amino acids)
Biological process (GO): mitotic cell cycle phase transition; regulation of cyclin-dependent protein serine/threonine kinase activity
Cellular component (GO): nucleus; cytoplasm; cyclin-dependent protein kinase holoenzyme complex
Molecular function (GO): cyclin-dependent protein serine/threonine kinase regulator activity
Source: RefSeq, a predicted model, not a curated record